Cuscuta campestris is the source of this 1011-nucleotide messenger RNA. The record is from the annotation of a GenBank genome assembly. NCBI's taxonomy places the organism in Eukaryota, Viridiplantae, Streptophyta, Magnoliopsida, Solanales, Convolvulaceae.
CUCGAAGAAAUCAUUGCAGAGAUUGAGCAGCUUCUUCGGCUUGACACUUGGUUCGAAUCCAAGUUUUAUCUGGCAGUGUAUCUUGCAGACUCAAGCCAUUAUACGGGAAGGAACACGGUGGAAGGUGGGAGAUGGUAUGAAUAUAUAAAUUUGGGAGGACCCAUGGCUUGGAGAUAAAUACUUCCCGUGGGUGAUAACGCCUAAUCCGGGUAGGGAUUAUACAUGGUCUCAAAUCUCAUAUUCAAUGGUUCUUGGAAUUGGCAAUGAAUUGAUGAGAUAUUCGAGCGUUGAGAUAGGGAGCUUAUCCAAGCUAUUCUACUGCCACAAACAAGGAGGGAAGAUAUUAUGAUUUGCGCCAAGGACAGGUCGGGUCAUUAUGCAGUCAAAAGCACAUACAAAUCGUUGGCAUGGGAUGAUUUGGCUCAGGGUGAAGGAACCUCUAACAGGUUAUGGAGGAAGAUUUGGGCUGUUUGGACAAUGCCCGAUAUUCGUAGUAUGGUGUGCAGAGUGGUGAAUGAUAUUGUUCCUUGUUUGAGUAACUUAGUGUUGAAGAGGGUUCCUGUGGAAAAUGUGUGCCCGCUUUGCCAUGCUUCAAAGGAAACAAUAUUGCAUAUUUUUUUCACUUGCCCCUUUGCAGCGUAGGUCUGGGGGGAUUUCUGACUUGGGCUGGUACUCUCAGACAGUCCAUAGCUUUAGAGAUUGGAUGAUGGCAGUGUUUGAGGAAUAUAUUGCACAUGAUCAAUCCCUGGUUUUGCAAAUUCUUUGGGCUAUUUGUGCAGCAAGGAAUGCAAUGGUUUGGAGGGGAGAGGCUGUGACACCGCUGGGGUACGUGUUGGUUGGACAAAGGCAAGGCGUUCAUUUGGUGACUUGUUGGACAAAGGCAAGGCGUUCAUUCCAUGGCUGUUUGGGAGAAACCGCUUAUUGGGUUUCUUAAAUUCAGUACAGAUGCUUCAGUAGGCCUCAUGAACGGUAUAUGUGGUCUUGGUUUCAUUGCUCGGGAUCACAAUGGGA